AUGGUUGUAGCAUUGAUUGAAGCAGCACCAUUGGAUAUGAAUGAAAUAAGAGAAGCAAACAAGAAGGACAAACUUCUUAAAGAAGUCAUUUCAUGGUUAGUUUCAGGGGUUUAUCAAGAUGGAAUAUUGUUUAAAGAAGCAAGAAUCGUAGUACCACAAGCAUUACAAUCGAAAGUUUUAAAUCAAUUGCAUCAUGGACACGUAGGAAUGGUAAGAAUGAAAUUGUAUGCAAGAGGAAUGGUAUUCUGGAUAGGAUUGAGUAGCGACAUUGAGAAAACAGCAGGAAAAUGUCAAACAUGUUUAGAAUAUGGUCAACCGAAUAAAAAUCUCAAUCUUCACCCGUGGAAACCCACAAAUCAGGUAGGAAAGCGAUUACAUAUUGACAUUCUAGGACCACUGGAGGGUGAUAUGUAUCUUGCUGCAUAUGAUGUGCAUUCCAAGUAUCCAUGGAUUGAGAAAUUAGGAGAUACUUCUUCUGCCUGCAUUAAGAAAAAGCUGGAAGAAAUAUUUUUACAGAUUGGAGCGCCAGAGUUAAUUGUUUCAGAUAAUUGUGCAAAUUUUAAAAGCAAGGAAUUAAUGGAUAAUGGUUCAGCUGAGAAUCUUGUUAGAAAAUUUAAGACAACGUUCAAACGUUUGAGAAUGGAUGAGGAAAGUAAAGAAAGUGCAGUAAAAAUAUUUUUGAAGGUAUGCAGAGGAGUUCCAUCAGUGGUUACAGGAAAAGCUUCUCUAGAACUAAUGUGUGGACGGAAACAGUUGUUUUUCAAGAAAAGCAAGGAGGUAAAAGAGGAAAAAGUUAGAUUUAAGAAUGUAAUGGUAAAAACAAAAGCUGAUAAGAAAUGGAAAAGAGGAAUUAUUAAGUCUAAAGUUGGAGUGAAUCUUUAUAAGGUAAUGGUUGAAGGAAAAGAGCAAUUAAAACACGCUGAUCAAAUUAGAAAGAGGAGACUGGAUACAACACCGUUGAAGAGAAUCAGAAGAGCGGUAAGUCAUAAGACUGUCCAAUUGAAUAAUUUGAGUGAUAGUGUUGCUAAGCACUAUGCUGGAAAACCAGUUGCUACCAGUGGACAAGUAACUGAGGUUAUUGAAUUGAAGAAAGAAGAUCCUGGAUAUGAAACUUUAAGAAAAACAAGAUAUUUAUGUUAA
Molecule: messenger RNA, 1140 nt
Organism: Strongyloides ratti
Lineage: Eukaryota; Metazoa; Nematoda; Chromadorea; Rhabditida; Strongyloididae
Product: Ribonuclease H-like domain-containing protein
Exons: 4
Coding region: 1-1140 (379 amino acids)
Molecular function (GO): nucleic acid binding
Source: RefSeq, a predicted model, not a curated record